Molecule: messenger RNA, 2509 nt
Organism: Electrophorus electricus (electric eel)
Lineage: Eukaryota; Metazoa; Chordata; Actinopteri; Gymnotiformes; Gymnotidae
Gene: cspg5a
Product: chondroitin sulfate proteoglycan 5a
Biological process (GO): cell projection morphogenesis
Cellular component (GO): synapse
Source: RefSeq, a predicted model, not a curated record
UGCGAGUUUAGGAAGAAUCGCAUCCCGGUUCUAGGAGCGAUUCACACUGUUUCCAAGGUGUGUGCUGGGUUCCAAUUAAAUUUAGUGCUACCGGCGUGUCCGUGCGCGCGCUGUCAUAUGUUCAGAGGGGCGUACGUCGGUGUUUGCGCGAGGACUAUUGUGCGGCUGUUUUUCAGUGGCAAUGGCACCAUAAGGGACCAAAUUCCAUUACACUGUAAUUAGGAGGAGGAAGUCCACAAACGCGGCGGAAGAAAUCUCUCUAAGAAGAAAUGAAGAUGCUCAGAGGAUAUAUAAUAUAACACAGACUGGAGAAAACGCCGUUAGGAGUUAUAUUCGCAUCGAAAUUUAAAGGGAUAGUUUUUUUUUCUUAGCUGUCGUUACAUGCAAGAAUGAGCAUAUUCGAAAUGGGUCUUUGUUCGAGAUGCUGGAGACUGUCUGUGAUGCCGGUCCUUUUGGUAUUGCUCUUGGUAUCGUUGUUUGCACGUGCUAACUCAGUGAUGGGGAAUUCAACCAAGAUGGUGACUGCUAGAAACGGGACCUCCCUGCCAGUAGAGGAUGAGAAUGCGAAGCUGGCGGAAAUAUCCAAGGUCACAAAAUCGACUGGCACCAUGUACCUCUUCCCCCGUUCUGGACGGAAGCCCCGACAGGAAGAACCAGGCAGCGGCCUGCCAGGAGAGGACCUUCAAAUGGUCACUACUGCCCCUGAAAAGGCCACUCCAGAUCAGGGACAAAUAACGAUCAGUCUUGACUCUGCUGAGACAGACCACCUGCUGCCACAUCAGACAGCCGAGGAGGACAUCGAGGAAGAGGAAGAGUCAGAGCACGCAACUGUCGAAUCGCCAUGGAAAGGUGUGCAAGCAGAACAAGAGAAAACUGUGUACAACCUGGACCGUCAGGAGUCCCUAACCACGCCCACCCCUGCUGCUUCUCCAUCCCACCCUGCUGAAGUCCUGACCGUGGACUUCACCGGUUCCCAUGGCAGGAAGCUAGUCCCGCCAUCCCCAUCCGCCCACGAGCUUCAGGGACAUGAGCCCACUGUCUGGACCAUGCCCAAUGGCUACAACUACCUCAAUCCGUACCUCACACAUGACAAUGCUGUCUCCCCCACCUUGGAUGAGUACAGUGCCACCGCUGACACGUAUGAAAAGAAGCUCACCACCACCCCUCCACCCAGGCCCUUCGUCCCACGCUUCCCCAGCCCCACCGUGCCUGACGGGGAUGAAGGCCCACCUGCCACCCCUCAUGGAGACUGUCAGCAUGGCUUCAUACGCAGUAACGGCACCUGUAGGUCACAGUGUGACGCAGUGCCCAGCUAUUGCUUCAACGGAGGCCAGUGCUAUGUGCUAGAGGGCACUGGAGUUUUCUGCAGGUGCAACAUUCAGGACUACGUCUGGCACAAAGGUGCGCGCUGUGAGUCUGUCAUCACUGAGUUCCAAGUGUUGUGCAUCGCCGUGGGUGCCUCCGCCCUCACCGUCCUCCUGCUCUUCAUGAUCAUCGUCUGCUUCGCCAAGAAGCUGCACGUGCUCAAGACCGAGAACAACAAGCUGCGCAAGCGCAGCAGUAAGUAUCGGCCUUCUUCGGAGCAGCACAAUGAUAAUUUCUCCCUGUCCACCAUCGCUGAGGGCUCCCACCCAAACGUAAGGAAACUGUGCGACACGCCUCCUAGCCUCCCUCAUGCUCGUGCUUUGGCUUACUAUGAUAACAUUAUCUGUCAGGAUGACCCCACUGCCCAGAAUAAGCUGGAGGAGCCCGUGAAGGCCCCCCCGCCCAAGGAGGACGAGACCCUAAACAUCCAGAACUCUCUCACCCCCAAACAUGAGAACCACAAGAUGGUGGGCGAGGAGAAUUCCUCGGAGGUAAACUCCCUGCAGAACAACAUGAUGUAGAAAAAUAAAAAGAUUAAAAAAUAAAGUGACACAGCUCCACCUCCACCCAGCACACCACACACAACUGCGUCACCAGCACCAUCACUGCACACUAGAAAGUUUGUGAGCCCCUCUCCUGAGCCCUCACACCCAACCAGACUCCACCUUCCAUCCUUUCCCCCUCUGGUCUAUUUGCCCGUGUUGUCCUGCCCUUGAGAUCACCCUUUUCUAAACAUAAACAUAAACAUAAACAUAAACAUAAACAUAAACACAUACACAGACACAGACACACACACACACACACACACACCUUCCCCUGCCUAAAUGAUUUAUGGCAUGCGUUGGUGUAUUUUGUAAAAAAGAAAAAAAAGAAUAACAUAUAUGGGGUUUAAAGUAUAAAACAUUGUCAUGAAAAGAUAAGCUACUGAGAGGUAUUGAUGUUUGUCUAACUAAUUCAGUGAGUAUGUAUAAAUAUAUGACAAAACAGUUGGAUUGAUAUAAAGAAAAACACAGUGUGUCUUUGUUUUCAUUGAUGUGAUUUCUAAUCCUUUGAUGUACUUGUUUUUAUUUUGUACUUUUUUGGGAAUACAGACUACAAAGAGAAAAAACCACACACUUGUUGAAAUAAACCUUUUUAACAUGAA